CCUUGCUUGCCUCGUCCUGUUUUUUUCUCUUCGCGUUGUUUCUUUGCUUUUUUUUCGCCGCCGCGAUUUCUUUGGUUUCUUCUUUUUUGACCAAGGCUUGGCCUUGGGGAGUCCCUUUGCGUUUUGCCGUUUCCUUUGCUUCUCCUUCCUCCCACUUAGUUCGUCAUCAUGACGGAGCCUGGCAGAUGGUUGCUUCCACGCCCGUUCCAUGGACGCCCAGAGGAAAGCCUGGCGGCUUACCUGCGAGAUUAUGAUUCCUGCUUGAAGACCAACGGCUACGUCGCCCCUCCAGCCGAGGGAGAAGCAGACCCUAACCGAACUAGACUCGACCAAAUGCGUAUCUUUCUGCUACAACGCGGACUACAGGGACCGGCGGCUCUUGUCCUUGAAUCCUUAUCGGACGAAGACCGUGACGAUCCUGUCAAGCUGCGAGCAGCCUUAGUGGCCCGCUUCGGAGAUAAAGGAAAGGAGGCAGUACGCCAAGCGGAGCUCCAGGCCAGACGAAGGACACCCGGGGUCCCGCUCGACCGUGCACCGGAGUAUACGGCCCUGCCUCCUUCCAACGAGCCCGAUCCAACCGCCACCGUAACGACGGCUGGGGUUUGCCCGGUCAGCACGGCCAUGUAUUGCUCCGGGCUCGAGCAUUCCGGGACCCAGCCAGCAUGAUCUACAGCAUCACCGGACAGGAAGGGACAAGGUACCGAGAAGACUACAACUACAAGCAAACACCGAACCACCGGACCACCAUGACACCUCUCAUUGAGGUCAUGGUCGAGGACGACCUACACAUUUUAUAAACCCUAAUUCAUAAUUCACCAUAGUAAUCCCUAUUCUUUGUAAGGAGUCGUGGUCGACUCCUCCCGUUAGGGGAGGCUGUGUUACGAAAUUCGAUUCGCUUAUUAUUUACAUCCGUUGUUGUUCCUGGUCUCGCUGUCUUGUCUUGUCCGGUGUCAAAUAUGGUCUGCUGUCUGUACGGGAGUGAUGCGGGGUGUGCAGUAUAUGGGUGUGAUGUGUAUGACGUGGUGUAUGUAGUAUAUGCGUUGUCAGAGAGUGUGGAUCUGCUUCUGCCUGAGUGAGUGCGUUUGUCUAACUAGUUGUCGCGCAUGCGUGGAUUAUGUGGAGCAUGCGCUGUGCGAGUCGAGUUCGGGUGUGAGGGAGUGGUGUGAUUCGUCCACGAUGUUGUUGUCUUGGUUCUAGUCACAUGUAUCGUACGUACUGGUCGCUCAUUGGUCGUUUCGAUGUGUUCGCCGUUUCUCUGUUUAUUACUGUUGGUUGUUUAUUAUUUCGUUGUCUUUCUCCCCCGCUCUCUUCGCCAUCAGUUCUGGUUUUGAUAAAGUAUUCUUGGAGCCAACAAAUGA
Messenger RNA from Sycon ciliatum, 1358 nucleotides. RefSeq lists its product as uncharacterized. Lineage: Eukaryota; Metazoa; Porifera; Calcarea; Leucosolenida; Sycettidae. The transcript is spliced from 3 exons. The record is from RefSeq and is a predicted model, not a curated record. The coding region runs from base 169 to 666 and encodes 165 amino acids.